Chara braunii is the source of this 1414-nucleotide messenger RNA. The record is from the annotation of a GenBank genome assembly. NCBI's taxonomy places the organism in Eukaryota, Viridiplantae, Streptophyta, Charophyceae, Charales, Characeae.
GUGAGAUGCAAAAAAUGAUUUGAGAGAAGAGGCAAAAAAAAAAAAGUACUGGUGGUUUAAGGAUUCACGCAGCGGAGGAGGAAAGGCCCCUGGAGGAAGUGCCUUGCGGGGAAUGUGAACUACUCAUAGAGCAUCGUUUAUUCUUGUGCUGAUGCGCACUGUGAGUGGGUCCCCUGAUUGCAUUUUCGUCACAACUUUCUGAAGGAUAGUGUGCCUCUGCAGGACAUAAUCCCCUGCUGUGUGCUUCACGGUUGUCCUGCUGACAAUGACGAUAUGCAGUGACAGGAUAUAUCACAGGGUGUUUUGCGUUGUUGGAUUGUAUCUUUUCGUCGGACUGGCUGUACUUGAUGCUACUGCUAUAUUGCUGUCAAAUCCUGCGACUGAAAGAUGUCCAGAAGCUGACCAUGAUGAGAGCUAUCAGAAGGACAUCACACUGGCCAUAGUUAAGCCAGAUGCAUUCCUGGCAGCUCAUGUGGAUGAUAUCAGGCAAGAGAUUCUACAUGCCGGAUUGCAAAUCAAAGCAGAGGGAGAGUUCGUACUGGACAAGGCAUCAGCAGAACUGUUUUACAGAGAGCAUAAGAAUAGGAAUUUCUUCCCACACUUGGUGUCGUUCAUGUCCAGUGGCCCAGUCUAUGUGAUGCUGCUAUCUGGCAGGGAUGCAAUAAAAAAAUGGAGGCUGAUGAUUGGUCCUACUGAUCCGGAGAAAGCGCGAAAGGACAGCCCUCUGAGCAUCCGUGCACGGUUUGGGACUGAUAAUACAAGAAAUGCUGUUCAUGGAUCGGAUUCACAUGAGAGCGUGCUGCGAGAAAUGGGCUUCUUCUUUGGAAAUUAUACUGAAGAAUCAAGAACACCAGCCGAUGCCUGCCAGCCGGUCACUGUUCAGGACCAUCCUGACGAGCUCUGAGUACCGCACUUGUGCUGUGACUGGGCCUACUUUUUUGCGAACAUCAGCAGGAGCAGAUAUUGGGAUUUUUUGUAUAUUUUAUGCUGGCACUGUUGCAGAGAGGAGGCUGACAACGUGAGAGUAGAAGCUUUAGGGUCAUUGUUGGGAGGGGGGGGAUGUGUAUGUGAUUACUGUGGAAGGUGUUGCCUCGGAAGGCAUCGCUGAAAGUGGAUGGGUUCCGGUCAGUGCCUCGCGGCCUGGAUGCACCAUUCACAUAUCUGGUAUACGAAGACAUGCUCCGCCCCAGUGUAGAGCUCCAAGAAUUCGUCUUUUCUAUUUGUCAUUCUGUCGCAUUGGCCAAGGUUCUGCUCUGGAGAAAGAAGUUAUGAAAGAAGUUCUCAUGCAGUGCGCUGAUGUUGAGUAGUAUGUUCAUCCUUAGCUGAGCGAAUAGCCCACCAUUUUUGGAGAUUAGGCCCCUCAACCAUUUGCACAUGGUUCCUCUUUCAAGAGAGCUGCUUGCUGCCUAAUGUC